CCGGCGUUGCUAUGGCGGCUCAUUGAGAGUGGGAAGCCGCGGGCGCGCGCUCCCUCCCGAGGCCUCCGCUAGCCGUUCAGCCGCCCUGGACGGUUGGCCUCGGACCUGAAGCCAGCGUUACUGGUUUUACGCCCAAGUUCGCAGCGGUCCAGAUUUCUCUCGGCGGCGACGGCCGGAGGCCGGCGGGAAAUAGUACUCUUAACAACGUGUUAUGAUGCCGUCUCGUACCAACUUGGCUACUGGAAUUCCCAGUAGUAAAGUAAAAUACUCAAGGCUUUCCAGUACAGAUGAUGGCUACAUUGACCUUCAGUUUAAGAAAAGCCCUCCUAAGAUCCCGUAUAAAGCCAUUGCACUUGCCACUGUGCUGUUUUUGAUUGGCGCCUUUCUCAUUAUCAUAGGCUCUCUCUUGCUGUCAGGAUAUAUUAGCAAAGGGGGGGCAGACCGUGCUGUUCCUGUCCUCAUCAUUGGCAUUUUGGUGUUCCUGCCAGGAUUUUACCAUUUGCGCAUUGCCUAUUAUGCAUCCAAAGGCUAUCGGGGUUACUCCUAUGAUGACAUUCCAGACUUUGAUGACUAACAGUCACCUCAGCCCUGGGGAAGAGUCCCAGUGCGCCCAGACUUAAUACAUCAAGAAGGAACUAUGGCUAAGGGCUGAGGAAUUCUACAUUUUACAGAUAUUAGCAAAGCAAUGGCUAGAUUUUGUUGGUUCAUCCCCAAAAUGCUGAUUGUUACAGUUAGCUAAUUAGGAUGUACUCUGUUUUCCACCUCCUGGUCCUGGCAAUGCUUGACAGAUUUUUGCAUGUGAGUAUUGUGCAGGAAUCGUGAAGUCAUUGUCUGGGGAGCAGGAGUUAUUCUGCAGUGGAGAGUGCUACCCUCUUUAGAGGCAAACAUUUCUUUUAAGUAGCCUUCAUUGCUACUUUUUUGUAGCCAAUGAAAGAAGGCAGUAUUGCUAAAGUUAUUUUUGAAAUGUAUACAUAUCCUUUAUGCAUCUCUACCUUCAUGUUCUGAUAAAAGCAGGUUUGGGGCUGGAGAGAUGGCUUAGCAGUUAAGGUACUUGCCUGCAAAGACAAAGGAACCAGGUUCGAUUCUCCAGUACCCAUGUAAGCCAGAUGCAUAAGGUGACACAUACAUCUGGACUU
Messenger RNA from Jaculus jaculus (lesser Egyptian jerboa), 1136 nucleotides. RefSeq names its product transmembrane protein 230 (gene Tmem230). The record is from RefSeq and is a predicted model, not a curated record. The transcript has 4 exons. Bases 212 to 574 code for a protein of 120 amino acids. Lineage: Eukaryota; Metazoa; Chordata; Mammalia; Rodentia; Dipodidae. Gene Ontology annotation, biological process: synaptic vesicle transport. Gene Ontology annotation, cellular component: endomembrane system; synaptic vesicle.